This is a messenger RNA of Raphanus sativus (radish), 1009 nucleotides long. RefSeq lists its product as uncharacterized. The record is from RefSeq and is a predicted model, not a curated record. Bases 73 to 777 code for a protein of 234 amino acids. The transcript has 3 exons. Lineage: Eukaryota; Viridiplantae; Streptophyta; Magnoliopsida; Brassicales; Brassicaceae.
UAUUUAAUAGGCUUUCACUUUCGCAAUUGUCGGAGCAGAGAAGGGGUCAAGGGUUUGAGGAAGGAAGCAGUGAUGGAAUCAUCUUCUUCAAGUUAUCUGAAACCAUGCGCAACAGAGACGAAGAAGAAGAAAGAAGAUUUGGGAAAAGAGAUGGCAGAACCCAUGGAGGUCGUUGUGAAUUCAAAGCGUAAGGCCGAGUUCGAGCCUGAGGAGUACGAGGAGGAGGAUGAGGAGGAGCAGGAUGAAUGGGACGAGAGCGAUGGUGAGAUUAGUCAACCUGAUAUAUUAGAGGCGCCCGAGUGGGAUGUAGACAGCUUCGACGGUGUAGAGUAUUACUCGUCUCCGGAUGUGCAGCUUUCCACUUUAUCCGACGAGGAGGAGGCCAUACAUGACUAUAACAUCAUCAAACGCCAGCUUAUCGACAGCAAGGGUUUUUACGCUGAUACAGGCCUAAAGCAUAUCUAUAAAUACAAAGGAAUCUGUCCAGUGGGUUUGGACCGGAUCGCACUUCCCGACAGAACGUUUCGUGAUUACUGGGAAGAGAUGGUGCAUGUCUGUCUCGAAAGACACAACCGAGACAAGGAUCCCAAGGUGGAGUUCGUUGAAAUCGUGAGAGGUCAUUAUCGCGGAGGACCCAGAUCCAAGUCAUACAUUACCUUUAUGGCCAGGGAGAAGCCAGACGGGCCUCUUGUUGAGUAUCAAGCCAAGGCUAUGGCUACUCUUGAUAGAAAGAGACACCCCAUUCUCUGCAGACCCACUCCUACACCAAACCCUUAAAAACUAUUUAAGUUAUUAUAUGGUAGUUAGUUUGGAUUAGCUUUGUCCACGAAGAAACAUCUAUGUCAUUCAUGAUUUUGGUUUAAAGCUGUGCACCAUCACCUUAUAAUGGGCUAAAACUAGAUUUUGACCCGCCCUUGAAAGGACAGGUAUUAUUUUCAGUUUUAUGAAACAUAUUAUUUGUUUAUAAUUAUUGAAUGUAUUUAUCUUAGUAAAAUCUUCUUUAUAAUAA